This is a messenger RNA of Lodderomyces elongisporus, 1668 nucleotides long. RefSeq lists its product as uncharacterized. NCBI's taxonomy places the organism in Eukaryota, Fungi, Ascomycota, Pichiomycetes, Serinales, Debaryomycetaceae. The transcript has a single exon. The record is from RefSeq and is a predicted model, not a curated record. The coding region runs from base 1 to 1668 and encodes 555 amino acids.
AUGAGGUCGCUUGAACUCAUUUUGACUCUCGUGCUCGCUCAACUCUCGUUUACAUUGGCAUUCACGCCGGCGUUCUCAGUAUCAACAUCACCAGCUGCGUCACUUCAACGUCAAGUAUUUUUCAAUUAUCGAAGUAAUCUAGCAUGUAUGCUAUUCAAUGAAACAGGCAACUUGCACUUUACUUUCGAAAACACUGAAGAAGAUGGACAAAUUCCACUUGUGAUAUUCGACUAUACCGAUUUGCAAUAUUUCAAAAACUUGCCCAAUUUCAAUGCAUUCAUGAACCACACUUAUCUCGACGACAAAAAGUUUCUUGACAUUGGCGAUGAUCAAACUGACCCUAUAACAUUUGACUUUAAACUCUUUAGAAACCAACAACAUUCAAACCGUUUUUUUACCAAAAUAAUCACCGACGAUGAAGAGUUUGAUUACCCUAUCCAGGAGCCCGGGCAAUAUUGUGUAUAUUUACCACUUUAUUCCUACGAUGGUGAUAUCAUCCAUCCUACAAACUAUAAAGGUAGAGUAUCAAUUGAGGAGUUUCAAUCAAUCUCGGUUUACAAUGAUAUCUCGGCCCACAUCAGCAUCACAAUAAUGUUUGGGUUGAUUAUUAUCCCAUUAAGCUACUUGUUUCCCCAGAUUUGUACCAGACAUUAUGACAAAUUGCCACCUGUUGUGCAACAAAUGGUGCAAUUGCUUCUCACAAACUUGUUUUUCAACGUUGCUCAUUUUGUGUUGGAAUUGAUCUACUUGUUCAUCCCCAAUGAUUAUGCCUAUGCAUUUACUGAAUUGAUUUUUGCUACUUUGAAAGACGAGUUAUUGACUAAAUGGCAAAUAUACCUUAUGGCCAGUAUUUAUUUGGGGAUUGGCUACAAAAAUCUUCCCGUAUCAAAACAAGGUGCAAGGAAAGUACUUCAAUUGGCAUUGACUUUAAAUAUAAUUGCCAAAGCGGUUUUGAACUACUUGUUGAAAGAAACUUCAACCGUGCAAGAUAUUCUUAUUAAUAAUGAGCCAUACCAAAUCACGCACAAGUCCAUUUUGGUGCAUAGAUUUUACAGAAAUAUAGUCACAUUCGAGUAUCCAGAAUCUACCAAGCGCCUUAUUACCUUAACAUCCACGAUUUCACUUGCAACUUUAUUUACCAUUCGAUUAAUCAGCUACUAUUCUGGAAUCCGUCUUGCUUGGUAUUUGCGAAAAGACACUAACUUAUCACGUCCAAUGGUAUUAUCAUUGAUUCUUCAUUUGGUUGCAUGGUGCUCUUUUGGUAGACAAAUAAUUUAUCAACUUUAUGUCAGAAUCACGUUUGGCGGUUUAUUUGAUGUUGGUGAAUUGUUGAGUGUUUUGGGCACACAAGUGGAAAACUACGAAGUUAUGAAUGCAGGAUUGCAAGUCACUGAGAUUUUAUUGAUCUUGUUUAUUUGGUACCCUACAAGGCCAUAUGAUGUUGAGAAAUACGCUGGGGAACAAGAUGCUUUGGCAAAAGAACAAAAACGGGCCGAGAGAAGGAAAGGCUCAAUAGCAAAGACUGAACUUGCUGCUGAUAAGAAGGUAAAAAAGGUAAAGAAGGUGAACAAUGUGAAAAAUAACAAAAGCAUCAACGAAACUAGUGACCCUAAAGCAGAUAAAAUAGUUAAAAUAGAGAAAAAAGAGGUCAAACUUGGUAAACCAUAG